AGUCAAGACUUUCGGAGUCGACUGUAGUCUGUAGCAGUCCAGCGCCUUCUUAAAUUUGCAUCAUAACAAGCAGUGUCGCUUGAACUCCUUUAUGUCUUCCAUGAUUAGGAGCCCAGCGCCUACAUCGCGCAUCCCAUCACCGUCUCCACCAGUUAGCAACCAACAAUUCGCGAAACCGCAACCUGGUCAUCUCCGUGCCUUUGUACUCGAUUAUCUUUGUCAUAAUUGUUACACCAAGACUGCGCAGGCAUUUGCUAGGGAUACCGCCGUGAGGCACCUCGAUAAGGACGGAGACGAAAUCACGUCGCCUGACAGAAGAUUGCAAGGGACCUCAGUGGACCUAACGGAUGAAGGCCUCCGGAGAAUACGGCGUCGUGAAGAUGUACGAACAGAAAUUCUCUCGGGGCGAAUUGAUGAAGCUACUGCCCUCCUCAACGAGCACUUCCCCAUUGUUCUCGCUUCAUCGAGCGUAUCAUUCUCGGAAACGUCGUCUUCCGUCGAUUCUUCCCCUGACCGUAUAGAGUACACCUCCCGUACUGUUUUGGACCCGACACUCCUCUCACUAAACCUCCGUAUUCAUGCUUUCAUCGAAGCCUGCCGUACAAUCCCUCUUCCAUAUGUUCCGCAUCAUCGGACUAUACCCAUAGCAACACCAGAACCCCCGACGAAUCUCUCCCGUGACCCUGAUCUUAUGGCUGAUGAGCGUUAUCAGACAGAGCUAAUACUGCGUGCGCAGAAGCUCUAUGCAUUAGUGGAACUAUUACGGAAACCAGAAGACCAAGCGACGUAUUUGAAGGAACUGGAGAACGUCGGCGGGCUUCUCGCAUAUAAGGUGCCAGAGAUGAGUCCUAUGUCAAAAUAUCUCGACCAGGCAAGACGAGAACGUGUAGCAGACCAGAUAAACCGUGCAAUACUCUAUCACAGCAACUUACUAUCUGUAUCCCAUCUGGAAGUUGCCGUGCGAUAUAAUUCUUGUCUCUGGGGAGCUUUGAGCGAACUGCAUAUCAAAGUUCCCACAACCUCUAGCAGACCUGCAGGAGUUACCCUCCCACCAAAGCCUACCAGCUGGAGUGCGUCAACUUCAGGAGAGAAGAAAUCGACUAGUCCUGUUGAGUACUUGCCACCAUUUGAUCUGGGCUUAUUCCUCGAUGCCCGGGUAUGAUUUUACUUACGUUCUACUCAGGCUCCUGUACUUUCGUAUACCCACCGGCAAUCUGUACCAUUCUCUCCGAUCCAGAUCUCCGUAUAUGUGGUUCAAUUCAUGUAUAUUAUAUACGUAGAACAUCAAUGAAUGACGUCCACGUCAUCCCAUCG
Messenger RNA from Suillus subaureus, 1314 nucleotides. Its product is annotated as CTLH/CRA C-terminal to lish motif domain-containing protein. The transcript has 5 exons. Gene Ontology annotation, cellular component: cytoplasm. Lineage: Eukaryota; Fungi; Basidiomycota; Agaricomycetes; Boletales; Suillaceae. The record is from RefSeq and is a predicted model, not a curated record. The coding region runs from base 92 to 1162 and encodes 356 amino acids. Gene Ontology annotation, biological process: cytoskeleton organization; cell surface receptor signaling pathway. Gene Ontology annotation, molecular function: protein binding.